AGACCCUAGCUACCCUCCUCAUAAAGCUAUUUAUUCUUUAUUUAUUUAUAAUGAAUUAUUGUUUGUGCUAUACCCUGAUGCACAGCACAAUGCCCUUUUGGUGUAAAUAUAAUCUGAGCAAGAGCUCUUCAGCUGACUAUGACAGAGCGACAGUAAAUACACUUCAUCAUCACAGUAAACACUCAUGCUCCACUUGAGUGACCCUCCCUCCUCCUCCUCCUCCUCCUCCUCCUCCUCCUCAUAUAAAGCUCAGGGAAACCCCAUCUAAGCAUUAGACACACAUUGAGCCAGAGAUUAUAGAGACAGGCAGCACAUCGAGGACACACCAGCCGGGAUUUACCAACCAGAUGUUUUUGCUGUGUCAAAUUACACUUUGAUUUUAGUGUGUCGUUUUUCAUUGAAAUACUUUUUCUCAAGAGACCUGAGGCAACCCGAAGGACACUUGUUGUAUUAGUCUAAAGUUAAUAAGAAGUUGUCAAGGGACUUUGAAAAAAGGAAAAAGACUCGCUAUUUGUUUACUUGCCGUUUCAUUUUUGUGGUUGAAAAUCGAGUCAAAGUACCACCUCGUUAAUCCAGCUCAUCCUAACUUGUUCCCGGCAUCAUGAUGUCCAGUGUGCGCCGGCACAGCCUCCGCCUCCAGUCCGAGCUCCACCGCUGGAGCAUCUGCGACCCCGGUAGCCACCUGCUCCCGGACAAUCUCCUGGCCCGGGUCCCCGCCUGCAUCUCCCGCUCCAAGUCCUGCAACAGCUCAGCUGGGGAGUCGGACGGGAGCCGAGGCAGCUGGUCGUCCUCAGACUCGGUCAUCUCCACCGACUCCACCGGGGACCCUGCGGAAUCCGGGAACCCGUACCGGGUGGUGCUGUUAGGGGCCAGUGGGGUCGGGAAGACUGCGUUCGCCAGUAUCUUCGCCGGGGCUGCGGACAGUAUGGACAGUGAUGACUUCGAGCUGUGCAGAGAUGAAGUUUGUGAAAAGGAAAUUGAAGUAGACGGGGAACCUGCAACUCUAACUGUGCUUGACACCUGGGAUUCAGAGACUGGCAUUGAAUGGGCCCAGGAGUGCUACAUGCAGACAGGUGACGCAUACCUGUUGCUCUACUCUGUAACUGACCGGGCAUCCUUCCUGCGAGCAUCUGAGCUCCGGAUAACUCUGCGUCGCUUCCGUCCUGCUCAGCACACGCCGAUCAUCCUGGUGGGAAACAAAUGUGAUCUGGUGCGACGUAGAGAGGUGUCAGUCAGCGAGGGCCGAGCCUGUGCCGCUGUGUUUGACUGCAAGUUCAUCGAAACCUCAGCUGCCAUGCAGCACAAUGUCUGGGAAGCCUUCAAUGGCAUUGUGCGACAGCUGCGUCUACGCCGAGACUCCAAAGAGGCCAACAAGCGUCGCAGAGACAAACACUGUCAAGCACGCCGUGAGAGUCUCCCUAUGAAGGCCAAACGCUUCCUCGACAAGAUGGUGGCAAAGAACAAUCCUAAUGUAGCCUUCUGGCUAAAAUCGAAGUCCUGUCAUGAUCUUUCUGUGCUGUAAGAGUCCAACAGGUGCUCAUGUUUUUAACUCCAAACCUUUGAGCAGGUGAACAAGUUUCAGCCUGCAAAACAGAGGCUAUGGCUGGAAGUAGAGCCUGCUUCUUGAGGCCUAAAGGUUGAACGGUCCAAACCCAGAUCUCAGUGUAUACACAGCAAGUGUGGUUCACAUGAGGGGUGUUUGAAGCAUUUCUGCGCUGCUGCAGUCUGAAGUAGACUGAGAGGACUGAGCUCAAUUUUUUAGUCUCUGAAAGAGCUCAAGAAAAGGGGACGUUUCCUUUUGCAAAGAGGAUAAUUAGUUGGAGGUUAAGAUGGAGACCGACAGAAAGAGUUAUUUUUCAUACAUUUCUCUGUUUUCUCUCACCUCUCCUUUGCCAAGUAUGUCCACUGUUGAUCCCAAAGUGCUAACACUACCAUCUGAAAGAGAUGAUUAAAGAUGUUAAGUUUAUUUUUUGUUUGAUGAUUAUUUAGUUUUUACUUUUAGUUUAUUUAUACAAUGCUGUAUUUUGCACUUAUUGUAAAUAAAAAACAUACUGAAUAUGUAGUGUUUUUGAUACUUGUAUGUAGAUUUAGUGUUGCCCAUUGAAAUAAAGUUGCAGAAUCCUGUUUGUGAGG
This is a messenger RNA of Notolabrus celidotus (New Zealand spotty), 2133 nucleotides long. It is a transcript of the gene gem, whose product is annotated as GTP binding protein overexpressed in skeletal muscle. The coding region runs from base 602 to 1522 and encodes 306 amino acids. Gene Ontology annotation, cellular component: plasma membrane. The record is from RefSeq and is a predicted model, not a curated record. The transcript is spliced from 4 exons. Gene Ontology annotation, biological process: negative regulation of high voltage-gated calcium channel activity. Lineage: Eukaryota; Metazoa; Chordata; Actinopteri; Labriformes; Labridae. Gene Ontology annotation, molecular function: GTP binding; GTPase activity; calcium channel regulator activity.